AUGAAGAGACUUGCUCGAGCCCUUGCAGUUCGCUCCAAGUAUGACUGUGGUGUCGGCUACAGGGUGGAUGGUAUGACGGCUCUUGCUUUGCUGCUACGUCGGCUCGCCUUUCCCUGUCGACUCAAGGACCUCUUGCGGCUCUUUCGACUGAAGUGGUCGGUGACAAAAGUUGGACGAGUCAUACACGCUAUUGCGGGAGACCUGGCGCGCCGCUUCGGGCCCAAGGUACAGCUUAGCCAGGCGCUCUUCAAAGACGCGGACAUUUAUGCGAAGGCCAUCGCAAGACAGCUUGCGGUUAAAGGCAUGAGAAACCCUCCAAGGGAUCUGUGUGGAUUUGUUGAUGGAUCAAGGAUCGAGGUGUGUCGACCGAUGCGCAUGCAAGACGUCCUCUACUCCGGGUACAAGAAGAAUCACAACCUCCUAUACCAGAUCAUUGCCCUGCCAAAUGGCCUGAUCGUGUCCGCCAACGUGUUCCCAGGACGUUACAAUGAUGCCAAGGCAUCGUUUGUUUCUGAGCUCGAUGCACUUGUUCCGGCUGGGUAUCGGCUUCUGGCGGACUCUGGGUACGGGAAGUCAAGGAGUGUGCUUGCUUUGGAUCGGCCACAGCGCAAGAAGAAGGCCAACAAGCACCGCAUGCAAUCGCGUUCAACUGCCGCAGUCACUCGAGACAAUAACGACGAAAGCGUGCAGGACCAGGCGGAGACGGACCAACAUGGUGGUGCGUCGUCAACACAGGAGACACUUCGUCUUGCCCGUCAACGACGCGAUCGAAAGGCAUUGAGUAGUGUUCGCACUGCCGUUGAGGAUGUCAUUGGACAAUGGAAGGAGCACUUCAAGGCCAUGUACUACUCAAAGCAGCUACGCACGCUUGGAUCUCCCAAUUGCCUGGCGUGCCUCCAUCCAAACCUCGUGGCAAGGCGGUUUGGUGUUCCCCCGCCACCCCUUGAGUUAUAUCUGAGCGCGUGA
Salpingoeca rosetta is the source of this 966-nucleotide messenger RNA. RefSeq lists its product as uncharacterized. The record is from RefSeq and is a predicted model, not a curated record. The transcript is spliced from 6 exons. NCBI's taxonomy places the organism in Eukaryota, Choanoflagellata, Craspedida, Salpingoecidae. The coding region runs from base 1 to 966 and encodes 321 amino acids.